Messenger RNA from Aspergillus versicolor CBS 583.65, 541 nucleotides. RefSeq lists its product as uncharacterized. The record is from RefSeq and is a predicted model, not a curated record. The coding region runs from base 173 to 469 and encodes 98 amino acids. Lineage: Eukaryota; Fungi; Ascomycota; Eurotiomycetes; Eurotiales; Aspergillaceae. The transcript is spliced from 4 exons.
GAGGUGUCUUUCUCAAAUAUCACAUACAAACCAGUUGCACCACAUGUCUGGCUGGACCCUAGUGCUGCUGGGGCUGAUAUGUUAGAGCUUGAGGUCUUUUUUUCACAUAUCCUAAUCGUCUUUUUCAAGAGAUAUUAGCCAACCUAAGUCUAGCUGAGAAGAGUACGGACCGAUGUUGAGUCACGACAACGAAGAGGCACGCUCAAGGUUCCUCUUAUUCUUGUUCAAUAGGAUAAUCGGCCUCUUUGGUAGUGCCAUUACCAAUAAACCUGGAGGGUUGCUAGAGAGCAAAUUCUCUAAAAGAGGCCGCAUUAAGCAUGACUUUAUCUCUGUUGGGUCGAUCAGUAUUGUAUUCCUUGAAGUAAAGAAAGAACUCAGUACUGGCAAAGCGCGCUUGGAUGUCAUAGGCCAAGUGCUAGCUAAAAGCGCUACCUACGAUUUUCGUCAAUCAGAAGGAGGGCGAACCUAAGGGUAAAUCUAGGUUUCUCAUUUCGGUGAAGAAAACUACCGAACUCCUGUUUGAUUGGUUUCUUAUAGCAUA